Molecule: messenger RNA, 492 nt
Organism: Penicillium digitatum Pd1
Lineage: Eukaryota; Fungi; Ascomycota; Eurotiomycetes; Eurotiales; Aspergillaceae
Source: RefSeq, a predicted model, not a curated record
AUGGCUGUCAAGUAUGCUCGGUUUUACUCGUCCCCCAUGGAUGAUGAAACCGACUCAACCCCUCUAGAAGUCUACGGCCUAGAGCAGCGAGAACCCUCCAUCUAUAGCAAACCUCCUAAACUACUUCGUCGAGUGUCGCAAGUCCUAGGCGAUAUUCGUGAAGACCUUUCAAUGGACGCUCGCCAAACUACCGAAAAACUCAAGCGUCGCUCAACAAUGUUCUACGACGGACCCGGUUUCACGACUCCCCUAUCUCGCCCAGAGGCUCCGGUGACAUCCCACAGACCCCCGCGGCCGCGGUCCAUGUCCAUCAUCUCCUUCGACAACUGGUCUCCGAAAGGAGGAAUGAGCCAACGGAUCUCCCGUCGGUUGUCAAUCUUCUCUUCGCGAGGCAAGCCUACUAGCUCCCAGGAGGGCAGCAUAUCGUCGCCGAAUUUGAUCGGUUCAUCAACUCAAUGCGCGAACAGGAGCCAAGCAUCGUUCGUUUCAUAG